AUGCGCAGCACCGGUGCUCAGCUGCUUUAGCGCGAACCGGCUGAAAAUGGCAAAAAAUAAUUUUAUAUUCACGCAGUGCGUCUUAUAUUUUUUGGCUUUCCUCUUUGGGUUUAUCGCCGUAGUGCCUCUCUCUGAAAAUGCGGAGGACUUCGGAGGAAAAUGUUUGCUCUUCACACGGGGUAUGUGGCAGAACGAGAACAUCACGGUGUCCAAGCAGCGCUUCAUGGUGGAGGACUGGGGACCAAAGUCCUCAUGCAGCUUCAUCACCUUCGUCGGCGUGGCCUCGCUCGUGCUGUCUGCUGUUCAGGCCUGGAGGCUGCUCUUCCUCAUCUGCAAAGGCCAUGACGACUCCAUAUUUAAUGCCUUCUUGAACCUGCUGAUCAGCUUGUUUGUGGUGUGUGCUGUGUUCCUGUCGAGCACCAUUGUGACUGUGGGCUUUAACUUGUGGUGCGAUGCUAUUACAGAGGGGGGCAGCAUGCCCAGCAGCUGUGAGGAUUUACAAGACACUGAUUUGGAGCUGGGCUUAGACAACUCUUCAUACUAUGACCAGUUUGCCAUUGCACAAUUUGGACUUUGGGCUGCUUGGUUGACCUGGUUGGGUAUCACUUUCAUGGCCUUCCUGAAGGUCUACUAUAACUACCGUCAGGAAGACCUGCUGGACAGCCUGAUCCACGAGAAGGAGUUCCUGCUGGGCCGCUCCUCACGCCGCUGCUCUGACGUACUGGAUAAGAAAAGUUCCAUGAUCUGAAUCUCUCUAGAAGCACAGCACAUGGUCUGAUUGUCUGAAUGUGAUGAUUCGAGCUGAGACACAAAGCUGACAGGCACUGAAAUGAUUAGUAUGUCAAGGUUGUUUUUGCCACAGACAUGUUGUGCUUGAACUGUUAAUGCACCUUAAACAGCUCCUGACAACCUGUCUGUAAUCUGUGGGAGGCCAGUAAAACUGAAUCAAACAUCGACAUCUAAAUCGACAUGUAAAAGGCUGUCUGCAAGCUUACCCCAAAGACUUCUUUAUUAAAAAUCUAAAUUUAACUUUUUAUUCAUUGCUUAAUAAUAAAUAUUAAAUGUUAUGCAUUUGAUGUUGAGCUCUUCCCAGGGCAAAAAUUCACCAAAAUGAAAUGAAAGAGAUUUUGUUCUUAAGAAUGAAAGGUCUGAAACACUAUUGUGGCAAAGAGAACUUUGGCUCUUUUUUGGUCCCAGAAUGUAGAGAUUACUGCAGCCUUGAUAGUUAUACAGGGGCUUAAAAUGUAAGUGACUGACUAAUGACCUAUAGUGCUAUUAAAUUAUUGUGAAACCUGUUUACGCUACAAUUAAUCUAAAUAUUGCACAUGUCCAGUAACACAAAUACCAUUAUAUCUUAUUGUACUUUUACUUUACUAACCUCAAAUUUUGGGUACAAAUUAUUAUACUGUAUUUGUUAUAGGCUUGAAUUCUGUAAUAUGAGUCUCAAAAUGAAUUCAAAUUCUGUUGGUGUUUUCUAUCUACAGUAUUUGGUCUAGAUUGGUUUACAGUAGAUAUUUAUUUUCUCUGGUUCUGUUCUUAUCAUUUCUUUAUUAUCUAUAUGUGUAUGCAUAUACAGCAAGUGUGAUGUAUGUAAAGAUGAGUACAACCAUAUAGGCAGUUCAAUAUGAAAAUGUGUCUGCAUUACCUUCUUACAGCUUCUAACAAAAGACCAUAAUGGACUUAUUAAUCAUACAACAUUUUUCAAAUGAAACAAAAUGGGUAUUGAAGCAAAAAAAGGCAUACAAUUGCACAGUGUGUAGUCUUUCAGCAUUACUUAUUUUCUUGCAACGUGUAGGUAUUUGCCACCUGAAAUCUUGUUGCAUGCUGGAAUAAAUGUGUGUGUGCAUUUUCAAUAUACUCAGUUUAAAAAUAGCCAAAUUAUCGUUUGUUGCCUCAAUGCCAUAUUUAUAUUCUCUGUUCAUUUAAUUUGGAAAGUGCAUGAAUAAUUAUUUGAGCAUAUCUUUAUAACCUGUUAAACCUUUGUACUCCAUGUCCAAUAUAAAACACCUGCCAUAUU
This is a messenger RNA of Tachysurus vachellii, 2017 nucleotides long. RefSeq names its product transmembrane protein 179. NCBI's taxonomy places the organism in Eukaryota, Metazoa, Chordata, Actinopteri, Siluriformes, Bagridae. The transcript has 4 exons. Bases 47 to 748 code for a protein of 233 amino acids. The record is from RefSeq and is a predicted model, not a curated record.